Acaulospora morrowiae is the source of this 669-nucleotide messenger RNA. The record is from the annotation of a GenBank genome assembly. NCBI's taxonomy places the organism in Eukaryota, Fungi, Glomeromycota, Glomeromycetes, Diversisporales, Acaulosporaceae.
AUGACUGUGAAAUUAAAUCUUUUGUUUCUUUAUCUUAUUCUCGCUUACACGUUAAUAAGGGCAGAAACUAAAUUUGUUGGUUCACAUCUCACUCAAAAUAGAAAGCUACCACCAAACAGACUUCAAAAAUUUCAUGACAAAAAAAUUUCCAAAUUCUGCAAACUAUCUAAGUUAGAACACGGUAAUGGAACUCAGAACGAUGAUGGAUUCUGCUCUUCGACUCCACAGGGUGAAAUUCCAAAAUCUACACAUAUGCCGUCAACUUUAAUCCUGGAGCCUCAUAACGGUGCAACCUUAAAGGCACAUCGUAGUUUUACCGUGAAAAUAAAAACCGAACGUCUCACUUUGGGAAAUUUUGCCGAUCCAUUCAUUCAGUAUAACUUAUUUUCUCAAACCUUGGAUUCAAACGGUUUUAUCCUUGGCCAUCUGCACUUGGCGGUACAGAGGUUGCAUAACUUAAAUUCUCCACCAGACCCGAAUGUCCUCGCGUUCUUCGAGGGGUUAGGUGAUAGUGGUGAAAAAGGCAUCCUGACCGCUGUAGUUGAUAAAUUACCACCCGGCAUUUAUAGAAUUUGUACUAUAUCUGCUUCGUUUUCUCAUCAACCUUUAGUCAUGCCAGAGGCUAAGCGUGGAUCACAGGAUGAUUGCAUUCGUAUUACUCUUGAAUAA